Lobosporangium transversale is the source of this 765-nucleotide messenger RNA. RefSeq names its product ribonuclease H-like domain-containing protein. The transcript is spliced from 6 exons. Lineage: Eukaryota; Fungi; Mortierellomycota; Mortierellomycetes; Mortierellales; Mortierellaceae. Gene Ontology annotation, cellular component: P-body; CCR4-NOT complex; CCR4-NOT core complex. The coding region runs from base 1 to 765 and encodes 254 amino acids. Gene Ontology annotation, molecular function: nucleic acid binding; poly(A)-specific ribonuclease activity. The record is from RefSeq and is a predicted model, not a curated record.
AUGCCUAGUCCUAACGAGAGAGCAAUUAUCAGAGAAGUCUGGGCCGAGAACUUGGAGCAGGAGAUGGCACUCUUGCGCGACCUCGUCGACCAGUAUCCGUAUCUUGCCAUGGACACGGAAUUUCCAGGUGUUGUUGCCAGACCUAUCGGCAACUUCCGUACCUCGGCCGAUUAUCACUAUCAAACUCUACGAUGUAAUGUUGACCUACUUAAAAUGAUCCAGCUUGGUGUCACAUUUGCAGAUGAGAAUGGAAACAUACCAAAGGAUGCCUGUACCUGGCAGUUCAAUUUCAAGUUUAGUUUGGCUGAGGACAUGUACGCACAGGAUUCGAUUGAUCUAUUGACAAAGUCUGGAAUCAACUUUCAGAAGCAUGAAGAUUAUGGGAUCGAUGUUCAUCAUUUCGGUGAACUUCUUAUAAGUUCCGGGUUUGUUCUACUGGACGAAGUUAAAUGGAUUUCUUUUCACAGUGGCUACGAUUUUGGAUACUUGCUCAAGAUUCUGACAUGCAGUCCUCUACCUGCAGAGGAAGGAGACUUUUUUGAUUUGUUGAGGACAUAUUUCCCUUGCAUAUAUGACAUCAAGUAUCUGAUGAAGAGUUGUAAAAAUCUGAAAGGUGGUCUUCAGGAAUUGGCAAAUGAUUUACAGGUUGUGAGAAUUGGAUCACAACAUCAAGCAGGAAGUGAUAGCCUUUUGACAUGCUCAACCUUCUUUAAGAUGCGUCAAAUUUUCUUUGAGGACAAGAUUGAUGACGCUAAGUAUCUGUAA